AUGUGGGAGAAGAGCGAUUUUCUCUUGCUGUGUUUCAGUGUGACAGUAGUAAUAACAAUUGUGGGAACUGCGCCGUUAGAAUGGAUGCGACCUGAUAAUUUUGAUUUGAUAAACGACAAAUUUUCGUCGGUAAAUUCCCAAAAUUGUCGGGCAAAGGCUGAAAGUGAACUCAGGUUACCUGAUGAAAGUGUUGCUCAAAUUCCACGUUAUAAUAUGUUAUUGAGUACGAUUAUUUAUAGAAAUAGAUCUUCAUUGUUACAUCUACAUAAUAUGGCUCUAAAUAGAGCAUUUUUCUACAGUUUCGUAUAUCAAAAACUGAAUCAAACGUGGGACUUUGAAACACAACCAGGAUUGAGUUAUAUAUACAUGUCGGCUGCUGCUGAUGUUUCUGCCAGUCCGGGGUGGAUUAACGGAUCAGCUUUGUAUUUUGACUACAAUUGUAGUUAUCCUAAUUGGUACAGAUCUUCUGUACCGUUUAAUAACACCCUUCCUCUAUUUGGUCCGAGAGCCUGGCGAGCUGAUGAUUAUAAUGAAGCCACAAAUCUACUGAGAGAGCCUACAAAUAGAACAAUAGAUAUACACGACUAUGGUGCUGGUAGAAUGUUUAAUUAUACCAGUACUAAUUAUAAAUAUAACCCCUGGUAUGAUCCCUGGUUACCCGAUAAAACCGGAGAAACAGAUUCAUUAAGAAAGUUUACUUAUAUGGUGGGAAUAAGGACCUCUAAUUCUACUGGUGUGUUUGUUAGGGAAGAUUUUGAAUCAAAUACGUUUUUUGGUCCACCGCAGCCUGGUCAACAGGAUAAAGAAGAUUAUCUGCCUGUACGAUUCACAGCACCUUAUUUUGACUGUGAUAGAUCCAAUAGAUGGAUUGUUAGUGCCACAUCUCCGGUUGUUGAAUACAUGCCAAGAUAUUCAGUAUGGUUACAUCUUCGACGAGCCAGAUUCGUAGCUGUUUCAUCCAUGGAUAUAGAAUUUGAAAGAAUUGAUAUGAAUCAGUGUCCCAUUGCAGAAGGAAAUCCCGAGCCUAAUAUGUUUGCUGGUACAGCUCGUUGUCGACCAACUACUUUGUGUGAACCAUUGUCUGGUUUUGGAUUCAGAAGAGGUGGUUACCAAUGUGCCUGCAUGCCUGGCUACUAUUUUCCUUGGUAUCAUGAUGGUCCAUUCCUUGGUCUGGAGAUUGAAGAGGCUACACGAGAAGAGUAUGAAGGUGGUGGAUUUGACUGUAUCGCUGAUCAAUUCCUGAACACGUUACCAUUGAAUUACAGUCCACGCUUGAACAAGCGACAAAAACGACGACUCAUAUCAUCCUUGAAACAUGUUCGUGAUGAACAGGAACGAGAAAAGAGAACGCCUAAACCCAAAGUGAAAAUGACACAUAUUAUGGAGAGAAAGUAUCAAACAAACAAAGAGAACUGUCAUGGUAAAUUGCCAAAUGAACUUUUCCUUCCUGGUGAUGUUGGCUAUGGUGUUGAUGAACAGUUUGAAGGUCAAGGACGAACGGCCUUGCGCCUGGCUCACUUCCUCAGUAAUUUCCUCCAGAAUAUUGACGAAUAUGAAGAGUUUGGUGAUUUAAAAGGUGACCGAAGGUUAAAUGAAACCCAGAUAUUUUCUGAGGUUAUCGCCAACGUUAUGAGUGACUUUAGACUUUUGGGAAGUGGUGUAUUUUUUGAUAGAUACCAAUUUAGAAUGUCCCCACCAGUAAACAACACCGAUCCUAGGUUUAUUGAUGGCAUCACCAGAGAGUUUUUUGGUCCAUACGCCUGGAGAGAACAAGUUAAACAAGAUGGUGGUUUGGAUCAAUUUAAAGCCAUUGAUUUCGCAGGAUAUGAACAAUUCUACACAGACCAUCAAUGGUUCAGGAACAUGAAAGCUAGAUGGGCAACCAAUGUACACGGUUUGAAAAAAUAUACGGCUAAACCUAUGAUACGUAAUGAUAAAAAGGGAACAAGUUUGAUUAGAUUUGAAUAUUAUCCGAUCACCUAUAGAGCACCUGAUUAUAAAGAUGGAGAAUGGUUAAGACCACAGUAUAAAUGUGAUGGUAAAGUUUAUGAUUGGGUUUCAACAUACGUUGUACCAUUCUUUGGUAAAAACAGCUUGAAGACCAAAAUUGAGUUCAAGGGUGUCGUAACUGUAGACGUAAAAUUAGAUUAUUUAGAUAUCAACCAAUGUCCAUCAGAAUUCCAUGUACCAAAUGCUUUUAAAAAUACGGCCAGAUGUCACUAUAAAUCCCAAUAUUGUGUACCAUUACAAGGAAAAAGGUUUGACAGAGGUGGAUAUAAAUGUGUAUGUAGACAAGGUUAUGAAUAUACCUUUAAUGAUCUCAAUUGGUACUUUGAUGGUCAAACGAUGGAAGAAGAGUAUAAAAAGUUAAAGAGAAACGAACCAAACAGAUUCGAAACGUUGAAAUGUAGAAUUGCAGGAGCUUCAAGUGUGAUGUUAAAUCUCUACUUAAUAUCUAUUUUAACAUUUAUUGGAGUUCUAUAUAACAAGUUUUAA
This is a messenger RNA of Lottia gigantea (owl limpet), 2496 nucleotides long. RefSeq lists its product as hypothetical. The transcript is spliced from 8 exons. The record is from RefSeq and is a predicted model, not a curated record. The coding region runs from base 1 to 2496 and encodes 831 amino acids. Lineage: Eukaryota; Metazoa; Mollusca; Gastropoda; Lottiidae.